Messenger RNA from Colletotrichum graminicola M1.001, 3558 nucleotides. RefSeq lists its product as uncharacterized. Gene Ontology annotation, cellular component: chromatin. Gene Ontology annotation, biological process: regulation of transcription by RNA polymerase II; DNA-templated transcription. NCBI's taxonomy places the organism in Eukaryota, Fungi, Ascomycota, Sordariomycetes, Glomerellales, Glomerellaceae. Gene Ontology annotation, molecular function: DNA-binding transcription factor activity, RNA polymerase II-specific; zinc ion binding; RNA polymerase II cis-regulatory region sequence-specific DNA binding. The transcript has 3 exons. The record is from RefSeq and is a predicted model, not a curated record. The coding region runs from base 1 to 3558 and encodes 1185 amino acids.
AUGGCUAUGAACGACACCGAAGUCAAGGCCGAAAAGAACACAAGCAUGACCAAUUCCUCUUCGACGCCCGCUGCUCCCGCUGCCGCUUCUGCCGCCAACAGCACGGCGCCGGCCACCGAAGAUAGUGCUGCUUCCACGAUUACCGUCAAUACCAAGACGCCUGCCAAUUUCCCUCCCCCAAAGACCGACAAACCCCGCCCCCAUGUGUGCGCGACUUGCCAGCGCUCCUUUGCCCGAUUGGAACACCUGAAACGCCACGAGCGCUCCCACACCAAGGAGAAGCCCUUCGAAUGCCCCGAGUGCACAAGAUGCUUCGCUCGUCGCGAUCUGCUGCUGAGACACCAGCAGAAGCUGCAUCAGACCACGACCCCGUCCUCCCGCCCCCGCAACCGCCGUGAGAGCGCCAGCAGUGCCGCUCCUGGAGCCCGCGCUCGCAAAAAUAGCGUCGCCGGCCCCAAUGCCGCAGCCGCUGCAAAUGCCGCCGCUGCCUCGAUGCGCCCGAGGGCCAACACCAUCAGCCACGUCGACGGGAGCGCGAUGCAGAUGAUUGCCGCCGCCAACGCCCAGGCGGCUCGGGGCAUGCCACCUGGUACACACAGCCGUCACCCCAGUCUCGCGGGGCUACCCGUGCACAACUUGGACUUUGGCGGCAUGUCAGCCGCCAUGGGCCACCGGGGAAUGUCUCACGGGCUGCCCAAGCUCGAGACGCACACCAUCAACCACAUGGACUUUAGCGGCUUGCGGACCGCUCCCCCCAUGGCAGUCUUCAACCCAGACUUUGACUUUGAGGGCCUGCUGUUCGGCCCCGGCUCCACCAUCAACCCCAACGCCCUCCACUACAAUGACUCGCCCCAGUCAAUGGCCAUGGACCAGCCCUCGCCCUUCCAGCACGGGCUUGCCGGCGACCUUUCGACGACGCAGCUGGACGAUAGCUUCGACUGGCUGACAGGUUUCGAGCACCAGAUGUCCUUCCAGGGCGCCGACAACGCCGUGGACGGCUCAAGUCCCUCGGCCAUUAGCACCACCAGCCAGAGCGGCAUCAGCGAUGUCAUGGUGGACGGCUCCAAUCAUCCUGUCCCCGCAGGAACAAGUUCAAUGUGGCAACCGGCCGUGAUGGGUCCUCCCCAGGUCCCAAACCCGUUUGCCAUGGAUCUAAAUGGUUCGGUCUUCCCAGAUCUCUUAAACGGAGCACCCGUCUCACCACAACCUGCUGCGCAGAAAAUGAACGAUGCCUAUUUCUCGACGCCGCCUCCCUCUCUUAGCUCCCUCAGUCCGUCGAUGAUUUCCGGACUCAACACGCAAAACCUCAACCACGCCGCCCUCAGCUUCAACGCAGGUCCCGAGACGCCGUCGUCCAUGAACGGCGGCAACCACGGCGUCUCGCCCGUCUCGACCAUUACCGAAUCGACCCGAGGCGCCAUAGUCGGGGCCCUCUCGCAGUGCUCUCCAUUUGGAGGACGGAGGUACUCAUUCGCGACCCCAAGCUCGCCGCUGUCGCCGGGCUUUCAGAACACGGCCAACAGUGUCCCAGACCAUGUAAAGAAUUUACCUAGCACUCAAGACUUGCAACGAUAUGUUGGCGCUUACCUUCGUUACUUCCACCCUCAUCUGCCGUUUUUGCACAUUCCCACUUUGACUUUUGAGAUGCCGCCCUCCGCUGCCAACCGCCCCAACACCGUUGGUGGGAGUGGGUGUCUCGUCCUUUCCAUGUCUGCCAUUGGCGCCUUGUACGAAAUGGACCACGUACAAUCCCGGGAACUGUUUGAGAUGGCCAAGAAAAUGAUUCAACUGUACCUUGAGGAACGGCGGAAAGCCGACGUGAGAAAGGCCGACCUACGGAGAACCCCGGCAUCCGAGCCGUCGGCCCACAGCCAGGAAUCAUCUGUCCACACCCCGGUCUGGCUCGUGCAGGCCAUGCUUCUGAAUGUCGUCUACGGCCACAACUGCGGCGACAAGACGGCAAGCGACAUCGCCUCGACCCACUGCGCUGCCCUCGUCAGCCUUGCGCAAGCUGCCGACCUCCUCCGCCCCAUUCGCGUCGAGUCCAACGAUGCCCCUCAUGACACCCACAUGCACGACGAUGCCACGUGGAGCAGCCUUCAGCCCGAUUCCGAUGAGCAGGUGGAGUGGCUCCGGUGGAGGACGAUGGAGGAGCGCAAGCGCACGCUCUACGUCGUCUUUGUCCUCUCGAGCCUCCUCGUCGCGGCGUACAACCACACGCCGGCCCUGACCAAUUCUGAGAUCCUGCUCGACCUGCCUUGCGAUGAGGAUUUCUUCGCCGCCGAGAGCAGCACUGCCUUUGCUGCCAAGGGCGGAGUUCGCGCCGCGAACCAUAACCGCAUGACCUUUCACGAAGCGCUGGGCGACCUGCUCCGGUCGAAUGAGAAGCAGCAGAAGCAGCAGCAGCAGCAGCAGCUUGCUUUCGGCAACGGGCACCAGGCAUCUGCGCAGGGCGGCGGCGGCAGCAGCCUGGACGAGCUCCACAAGAACGACCUCAAGCCGUCGACGUUUGGUUGUCUGAUCCUGAUCAACGCGCUGCACAACUACAUUUGGGAGACGCGCCAGCGCCACCACAACAAGGUUUGGACCAACGAGGAAACCGAGAAGAUGCACCGGCACAUCGAACCUGCUCUGAAGGCCUGGCAGGCCGCCUGGGCAAGCAACCCGAACCACAGCCUGGAGCGCCCGAACCCCUUUGGCCUCGGACCGCUGUCUGCCGAUGCCAUCCCGCUGCUCGACCUGGCCUACGUGCGGCUCUUUGUGAACCUUGCCCGCUCCAAGGAGAAGUUUUGGCAACGGGACUGGGACGCCAUGGCGGAGGAGCUCUCUCGCGGUACCGAGGUGGUCCAGCACGCAGAACACUCGCCCGCUUCCAACGCCGAGUCGACCGGUACCGAGAAUUCGGACAACUCGGUCUCUACGUCGGUGUUUGCCGAGUCUCCGGCGACGCAGUCUUCCUCCCCAGAGUUCCCUUCUGGCAAGUUUCCCUCUCACUCGCAGGCUGCGCCGAGCCAAUCCACGCGCCGCAGAGAGAAGCACCUCCGCAAGGCCGCCUUCUACGCCGCGGACUCGCUCGCCAUGUCGGACAAGCUGGGCGUCACUUUUGCCGAUUUUACCAGCCGGGAGCUGCCUCUGCAGUCAGCAAUGUGCGCUUUUGACUGUGCCCAGGUCCUGGCUGAGUGGGUUGCGACGCUGCAGGAUCGAGUCGGUCAGUACCUUGGUAUCCUGGGCCAAGACGACGUAGACCUCUCUCAGGUUCCUGCCAUCAUGAUGUUGGAAGAGGAAGACGUGAAACUGCUGGGAAAGGUACAAGAGGUGUUGGCUUCUGCGGAGUUGAAGAUGAACUUUGAGCUUGUUCAGGGCAACGUUGCAGGCGUCGACACGAGAAUGCACAUGGACGACCACGCGGGCUAUGCGGCCAAGAUCCUUCGCAUCACGGCUUACAUGCUCGACAAAGCCGCGGUGUGGCCAGUCACUCACCUGAUGGCCCGAUGCCUCGAGACACACGCCACUCAUAUGCGCGCCAGAGCCGAUAAGUCCGUGGUCGCACACGAGUAA